AUGUCUGCAACGGUGAGCAAUAAUGUCUCAUCGGCGAGGCGUGCAGAUGGUAAGGAGGCCAUAGCCAGCUCCUCCAAAGGCGGCAACUACAAAGGCUUUGUCGCCGGUGUCUUCUCUGGAAUCGCAAAGUUGAGCGUGGGGUAUGUGCCCGACUCUGGUAUAAUUUGAAGGAAUCCGGUUCUGACGCCCGACAACAGACAUCCGUUCGACACAAUCAAAGUACGCCUGCAGACUUCGAAGCACUCUCAGUUCAAGGGACCGCUUGAUUGCCUUCUGCAGACGCUCCGCAAAGAAGGCAUCAAUGGCAUCUACAAGGUCGAUCAACUCAGCGCUGCAGUGCCUAAAUAUCUGGCUGAUACUCUACACAGGGAGCGACGCCACCGUUCAUCGGAUGGAUGUGCAUGGACAGUGUCAUGCUGGGCUCCUUGACAUUAUACCGCCGCCUUUUGAACGAGCAUGUCUUCCAACCUAUGCGUGCCCGGCAAUCUCACCCUGCCAUCUGGAUGAGCGAUGACGAGAGGAAGAAGUUACCCGCCGUUGGCCAUGGUAUCGCGGGCAUGUUCGCCGGUUGGACCGUCUCCUUCAUCGCUGCCCCAGUCGAACACGUGAAGGCCAGGCUACAGGUCCAGUAUCAGGCCAGCAAAGCUGAGAGACUCUACCAUGGACCGAUCGACUGUGCGCGGAGAAUCUUCUCUGGCCACGGUGUCCGAGGACUAUGGCAUGGUCUAUCCGCUACCCUGGUCUUUCGGACCUUCUUCUUCGCGUGGUGGGGAACAUACGACAUAUUCACUCGAUGGUUUCAGAAGAACACAAAUCUCAGCGCACCGGCGAUCAACUUCUGGGCCGGCGGUCUCUCUGCACAGGUCUUCUGGCUGACCUCAUACCCAUCAGGUAACAGCCCUAACCCGUUGCUCAGGGCGUCACUGCUGACAGCAUUCUUCCAGACGUCGUCAAACAGAGAAUCCUGACCGAUACCCUCGGCCCCGAGCGAAAAUUCCCGCACUGGAGGAACGCAGCCGUUGCCGUCUAUCGCGAAUCCGGCCUGAAAGGAUAUUGGAGAGGCUUUGUACCAUGUUUCCUGCGCGCAUUUCCAGCGAAUGCAAUGGCGCUGGUGGCAUUUGAAGGCGUUAUGAGGGCUUUGAAUUGA
Messenger RNA from Lecanosticta acicola, 1147 nucleotides. Lineage: Eukaryota; Fungi; Ascomycota; Dothideomycetes; Mycosphaerellales; Mycosphaerellaceae. The record is from the annotation of a GenBank genome assembly.